This is a messenger RNA of Panthera uncia (snow leopard), 2310 nucleotides long. RefSeq names its product collagen alpha-1(I) chain-like. The coding region runs from base 1 to 2301 and encodes 766 amino acids. Lineage: Eukaryota; Metazoa; Chordata; Mammalia; Carnivora; Felidae. The transcript has 9 exons. The record is from RefSeq and is a predicted model, not a curated record.
AUGGAACAGGCAGCCGCUCCUGGCGGCCGAGGGCUCCCUUGUAGCCAAAAGCAGGCCUUAGCUCUGUACCAGCACCUCUUUAGAUGCCCUGCGGGCCUGGGCCCACUCCAGGCUGCGCUGCAGCAGGUGCAAGAGAGUCGGGCCUGUCCCUCGGGACUGGAGCUGCCCACUGUGCUGCUGGAGAUGGAGCGGAGCCGGCGGGCCCAGGAACAGCUCCUGUGGGACUUGGAGCUGCUGACUGGGGCGGGGCUGGGCCUCUUCUGGCCCCCCCGGGCCCAGCUCUGCGGUCUGAGGGACCGGGCCCAGUGUGCAUGGAGCCAGCUCAGCAAGCCCCGUGGUAGGAUGGGUAGGGGCCCCGAGCAGCCGAACAGCUGGAGUUCCAGGCCAUGCCCAUUGCCUCAGGCUGGGGACUCCCUGAGCCAGAACCAUCAGCUUCCUGAGGGGGGGCUGGCGGUAGUCCCAUCAUCAGCCCUGGAUCUGGGUGAAGCUGCGAGUCACAGAGACCCAAGGUGGGCGAGCCCUGCUCUGCCUGCAGAGUCCACACCUGGCUGCCUACAAGAGCUGAACCCCACCACCAGCUUUGGGGACCCAGGAAGUUCUGAGUUCAAGAACCUGGCCCAGAGGGCAGAGAGGAGACAAGCAGGACCCACAACCCGGAGGCCCUGUCAACAGCCAUCCGUGAAUGUAGGCGGUCGAAAGCUCACUCAGGGAGCCCCAAGGCUCUCGGGCCUGCCCUCCCGGGGCCUGCCAGAACCCCAGGUUCCCCUGGAGGGGCUGGGCUGGAGCCUGGGCCGGGAGAGAGCAGAACUUCAGAAACUGCUGAGGAUUGAGAUUCCUCAGAGGCAGAGAGAGGGGGACCUUCAGGAGCAGAAAGAAGAGAGCCCCCAGGGUCAGAGAGGGGAAGCCCCCCGGGGGGAGAGCAAAGAAGUUCCUUCCAGACACAGAGAGAAGACACACCAGGGUCAGAGUGCGGAGGCCACUCAGGCUCUGAGGGAGGAGGUCUCGGAGUAUCCCAGGUGUGAGGCUCCCCAGAGUGAGAGGAGAGAGUCUCCUCAAGGUCAAAGAGGAAAUAGCCCUAAGUGUCAGAGAACGGAGGUUCUCCAGGAGCCACAAGACCCGGAAAUGAAGACCCUUCAGACUUCCCCAGGCCCUAACUGGGAGGUGGCUGAGGGAGAGGUGCCUACACAACCCCCGGAGGAAGGGGGCUCCCUGGGAAUUUCUAGGGAUCUCUGUAGGUCCCUGGGAGAACAGAUGCCACAGCAAAGGGGUAGGGAGAGCCCUGGCUCCGGGGAAAGGGCCGCCCAGCGGCGAGAGUCAGCACCGGGCACGGGAGAGCAGAGGGCCGCCGGGGAGCGGGUACCGACUCCCCUUCCACCCCCGAGGCCCCCGACCCGGCCGCCGCUGCUCCCAAGGCCAGGGGCCGAGACGCUAGAGGCCCCAAGCACUGGGAGCUCGGGGCAGCAGGAGCGCCCCCCAGCUCCCCGGGGGCACCCAGGGCUGGUGCCCUACCCGCACGGGCUUCAGGAUCGGGAAGAAAGCCCAGGCCCGGCGGAGCAGGUGCCGGGCGCCGGCGGGGAGCCGAGGGGCGACGCGGAGGCCCCCGAGGCCUCGAAGGCCGCGUGGCCCCGGCCCCCGGGCAGGGAGAAGGCGUCGGCGGGCGUGAGCGCGGUGCAGCAGGAGACCGCUCUGCAGCGGCUGCUGGAGCUGCACCGCGCGGCCAGGCGCCGGCGGCGGCAGGAUCGCGAGCAGCAGCGGCUCCGGGUCUUGGAAUGCCUCCGCAUCGCCAGGAACCGCCACUGCCGGGUGCACCCUCUGGGGCCCCCACCCAGCCCAGCUCAGCUCCCGCCACAGGCAAGGCUCCCAGAAGGCGGUGGCGUCACCACUAUCAGGGCCAGGGCGGGGGGAACGCGGGGAUGGGGGAGGGGAGGGCUGGGUCCGAGCUGGGCGCGCCUCCUGGAUGCCUUUGAGUGCACACUUGCACUGACCCCGACAGAGGGCGGGAGGGGGGCGUCAGUCAGGGUGCUGCCCCCUGCUGGCUCCAUCAAGCCCGCGGGGUCCAAGGCCGGGGCGCUCAGCGCUCUGCACCGCCCCAGGAGGACGCGGCGGGGCAGCGGCGAGCCCUGCGGCAGCAGCUGCAACAAGUGCAUCGGGAGAGGACCCGGCGGCUGCGGGCCCUCGGGGCCAGGAACACCCAGAACUUCCAGCAGCUACUGUGGCCUCGCACUGAGGACCCUUUGCCAGAAGAGGAGCCCUCGCCCUUCGCAGCCCCAUCUAGUCAUUGCUGAAUCCUCAAAGGGAUGAUUAAAGAGA